Messenger RNA from Cryptotermes secundus, 7304 nucleotides. It is a transcript of the gene kkv, whose product is annotated as chitin synthase chs-2. Gene Ontology annotation, cellular component: cell septum; cell periphery. The transcript has 23 exons. Gene Ontology annotation, molecular function: chitin synthase activity. Bases 212 to 4903 code for a protein of 1563 amino acids. NCBI's taxonomy places the organism in Eukaryota, Metazoa, Arthropoda, Insecta, Blattodea, Kalotermitidae. The record is from RefSeq and is a predicted model, not a curated record.
GCCAAGAGUGAAGUGUCGUGGUUAUGAAUGCAUGUGAGGUUAACGAACGGCUUGUUCCUCGUAACAUAACGAUAAUAGCUGGCGCCCGAGUGUAACAAUGCUAGGAACUAUGGAUGACAACAAAUUAUAACCAUUACGACGUGUAGGGGUGGUUUAAUAAGUAGAGAAAGAAUCAGCCAAAACGUCUCGCAAAUCACAGACGGGCAGCGCCAUGACGGCAGUGCGCAGCAACGAUGACAGCGACAAUAACUUCUCGGAUGACGAGAGCACGCCGCUUUACGGUGGCAGCCAGCGGACAGUUCAAGAGACAAAAGGAUGGGAUGUGUUCGAAGAUCCCCCGCCCAAGACGGACAGCGGUUCCAUGGCCAACCAAAAAUGCCUGGAGAUCACCGUCAAGAUGCUCAAAGUGGCUGCUUAUCUCUUCACAUUCGUCAUCGUCCUAGGCUCCGGGGUCAUUGCUAAGGGAACGACGCUCUUCAUGACGUCACAGCUUCGCAAGGACCGGAUCAUCCCAUAUUGUAACCGCGAUAUCGGUCGGGAGAAGCAGUUUAUCACACAGCUGCCAGAGGUGGAGCGAAUCGCUUGGGUGUGGUGCUUGCUGAUAGCAUACUUGGUGCCAGAGCUGGGGACACUCAUACGUUCCCUGAGGAUCUGCUUCUUCAAAUCCUGCACUAAGCCCAACGCCAAGGAAUUCUUCGCCGUGUUCUUCAGCGAGACACUGCACACCGUGGGUAUCGCUAUUCUCGUUUUCAUCAUAUUACCAGACCUCGAUGUCGUCAAGGGUGCCAUGCUUACGAACUGCGUCUGUUUCGUGCCAGGACUUCUCGGAAUGCUGACAAGAAGCCGUGAGGAAUCUAAGAGAUUCAUAAAAGUGAUCGUGGAUCUGGCGGCCCUAGCGGCCCAAGCUACAGGCUUCGUGGUGUGGCCACUGCUCGACAGCCACGAGAAACCAGAGCUCUGGCUUAUCCCGCUCUCUGUCGUCCUCAUAUCCUGUGGCUGGUGGGAGAACUACGUCAACAUCCCGAAGGAUUCACACACAAAACACAUGAGGAACAUGCGGAAGUUUAUGCAGAGGCUGAGAGACACUCGCUAUUUCACGUACAUCUUUAUCUCCCUGUGGAAGAUCCUCUGUUUCUUCUGUUGCCUGCUUCUCAUCCUCUUCCUGAAAGGAGAGAGCGUCCCUAAUUUCUUUCUCCUCUUCAAAGACGCAUUUUCUGCCAGACAAAUUGUAGUCACGGAGAUCAAGUCGACGCUCACAGGAGCAACCCUGCCGGACAUAUCGGACGUCACACCAACAGGAGACACUGUGGACAUCGACGCUUGGUACAACACUGCCAUCUAUGUGCUGAUCAUCCAAAUAGCAGCAGCUUAUCUUUGCUACAUCUUCGGUAAAUUUGCCUGCAAGAUCCUGAUCCAAGGUUUCAGCUACGCAUUCCCUGUCAAUCUCACAAUUCCUGUUGCCAUUUCCUUACUGAUCGCUGCCUGCGGUUUGAGGAACGGUGACCCUUGCUUCUUUCAUAAUGUGAUUCCCGACUACUUGUUCUUCGAGUCGCCACCCGUCUACUUCCUCAACGACUUUAUCACUAGACAGCAAGCGUGGGUGUGGCUUCUAUGGCUCCUGUCCCAGACAUGGAUAACGCUACACAUCUGGACUCCGAAAGCCGAGCGCCUGGCGACCACGGAAAGGCUGUUCGUCCUGCCCAUGUACGACUCGCUUCUCAUCGACCAGUCACUCGGACUUAACCGGCGCUGCGACGACGAGGCGGAUGUUAAGACAGAGGAACUCGCCGACAUCGGUAACGAACACGAUGACGACUAUGAAAGUAUUUCGGGCCACUCCACCACAAACGCGGCGCCCAAAAACCUGGUCAAGUCUUCAGAUCAUAUAACGAGGAUCUACGCAUGCGCAACCAUGUGGCAUGAGACCCGCGAAGAAAUGAUGGAGAUGUUAAAAUCCAUCUUGCGCAUGGACGAGGACCAAUCCGCGCGCAGAGUGGCUCAGAAGUACCUGCGCGUGGUGGACCCGGACUAUUAUGAGUUCGAGACCCAUAUUUUCUUCGACGACGCCUUCGAGAUCAGUGAUGAGAACGACGACGACAGUGUGGUGAACCGGUUCGUGAAGCUGCUGGUGGCCACUAUAGACGAGGCAGCGUCCCUCGUACACGAGACAGAGAUCCACGUAAAGCCGCCCAAGAAGUACCCGACUCCUUACGGGGGACGCCUCGUGUGGACCCUGCCCGGCAAGACGAAAAUGAUCGCACACCUCAAGGACAAGAGCAAGAUCCGGCACAGGAAAAGAUGGAGCCAGGUGAUGUACAUGUAUUACCUGCUCGGGCACCGCCUCAUGGAACUCCCAAUCCCGGUGGAGCGCAAGGAGGUGAUUGCCCAGAACACGUAUUUGCUCACCCUGGACGGCGACAUCGACUUCCAGCCCCACGCCGUGCACCUGUUAAUCGAUCUCAUGAAGAAGAACCAGAACCUGGGGGCCGCCUGUGGGCGCAUUCACCCUGUGGGGACAGGUCCCAUGGUAUGGUAUCAGAUGUUUGAGUACGCCAUUGGACAUUGGUUACAGAAGGCCACAGAACACAUGAUCGGCUGUGUACUGUGUAGUCCGGGAUGUUUUUCCUUAUUCAGAGGAAAGGCUCUCAUGGACGACAGCGUCAUGAGAAAGUAUACCACAGCUUCGAAGGAAGCCAGGCACUAUGUACAGUACGAUCAAGGCGAGGACCGAUGGCUCUGUACGCUGUUACUGCAGCGUGGGUACCGGGUCGAGUACUCGGCAGCCAGUGAUGCCUACACGCACUGUCCAGAAGGCUUCAACGAAUUCUAUAACCAAAGAAGACGCUGGGUCCCCUCCACCAUGGCCAACAUCAUGGACUUGCUCACGGACUACAAGCGAACUAUCAAGAUCAACGACAACAUCUCCAUGCCUUACAUCGCGUAUCAGAUCAUGUUGAUGGGAGGCACAAUCCUGGGCCCUGGAACCAUUUUCCUUAUGUUGGUUGGGGCCUUUGUGGCUGCCUUCCACAUAGACAAUUGGACCAGUUUUGAGUACAACAUUGUUCCUAUCCUCUUCUUCAUGAUCAUCUGCUUCAUCUGCAAAUCGGAGAUACAGCUUCUGGUUGCUCAGAUACUGUCCACUUCAUAUGCACUGAUCAUGAUGGCUGUGAUAGUGGGUACAGCGCUGCAGUUGGGUGAGGACGGUAUUGGAUCGCCUUCCGCCAUCUUCUUGAUUGCACUCUCCGGGUCCUUCUUCAUAGCUGCGUGUCUUCAUCCUCAAGAAUUCUUCUGCAUCGUACCUGGCCUCAUUUAUCUGCUCUCUAUCCCUUCCAUGUACCUUCUUCUUAUUCUCUACUCUCUUAUAAACCUCAACGUCGUCUCCUGGGGAACCCGCGAAGUCGCCGUCAAGAAGACGAAAAAAGAGCUGGAACAAGAGAAGAAGGAAGCAGAAGAAGCGAAGAGGAAGGCAAAGCAAAAAUCGCUGUUGGGUUUCCUGAACGGUGGAGGGGGCGGUAACGACAGUGACGAAGGAUCCAUCGAAUUUUCCCUUGCGGGGCUCAUCAAGGUAAUGCUGUGUACACACCCUAAGUCCGUAGAUGAGAAGCAGCAACUCCUCCGCAUUGCUGAGUCGUUGGAUAGCCUCGGGAGGCGCCUCGAGACCAUCGAAAGGGUGCUGGACCCACAUGGUCAGCUGACGUCACGGAGACGUACUGCGUCUGUCAACAGUCGCGAUCACCACCUGGGCUCGUUGGCUGAGGAUCCUGCGGAGGAGGACCAGGUUCAUGACACGGACAGCGAGACCGUAAACUCAGACCCGAAGCAGGAGAGAGACGAUAUGAUCAACCCAUACUGGAUAGAGGACCGAGACCUCAAGAAGGGCGAGGUGGACUACAUCUCGAGUGCGGAAGCACAGUUCUGGAAAGAUCUUCUGGAGAAAUACUUGCACCCCAUUGAUGAGAACAAAGAGGAGAAGGCUCGGAUUGCAGCCGACCUCAUCGAGCUGAGGAACAAGUCGGUGUUUGCUUUCUUCAUGUUCAAUGCUUUAUUUGUUCUUAUCGUUUUCUUGCUGCAACUCAAUAAGGAUAUGCUCCACGUAGACUGGCCGCUCGGGGUCAAGACUAACAUCACAUACAUUGAGGAGACAGCAGAGGUGCUGAUAUCCAAGGAGUAUCUCCAGCUGGAACCCAUAGGACUUGUGUUCGUGUUCUUUUUCGCCCUCAUUCUGGUGAUCCAGUUCACCGCAAUGAUGUUCCAUCGGUUUGGAACCCUUUCGCACAUCCUAGCAUCCACCGAGCUCAACUUGUAUUGCGGUAAAAAGGUGGAGGACACAUCCCAAGACGCUUUGAUAGACAAAAACUUCGUUCAAAUAGUGAAGAAUCUGCAGCGGUUACGAGGCAUUGAUGGGAACAAUGAUGAUUCGGGGACAGACAAAGUGGAACGUCGGCGCACCAUUCAGAACCUGGAGAAGAACCGCCAGAAGAAGAGGCCAAUAGGCACACUGGAUGUAGCCUUCAAGCAAAGGUUCUUCAACAUGACAUCAGAAGGUGGCGUCACAGGUACACCUGUACUGGGACGCAAGCUGACAUUGCGCAAGGAGACUAUAAAGGCACUGGAAGUAAGACGCAACUCGGUCAUGGCUGAGCGACGCAAGUCCCAAAUGAAGACACUCGGUGCCCACAAUGGUCUGCCUAUUGCAAAUAACAACAACAGUCGCAGCCAUCGCAGCUCUACAGCUGGUGUGUUCGACAGGCCACCUGGAGGUCACGUGAACAAGGGUUAUGACUCUGAGGAAGAGCUGGAUAGUAGGAACUCAGUCAGACUACAGAACAUUGCCAGUAGAAACUCAGUCAGCUGGCAGGACCCUGAGUUAGGUCGACGGAAUUCUAUCAACCAGCACUUGUAGAGAUUUUGUCAAUAUCAAAACUGCUUAGCUUGUCCUGCAAGACACUGGGACAGUAACACUGCCAGCAGGAAGUCAGCUGACAGAGUCCAGAGAUUGGAUGAUGGAAUUCUGUCAACCAACACUCAUAGACUCUGUCAAUAACAAAACUGCUUAGCUUGUCCUGCAUGACACUGAGACAGUAACACUGCCAGCAGGAAGUCAGCUGACAGAGUCCAGAGAUUGGAUGAUGGAAUUCUGUCAACCAACACUCAUAGAUUCUGUCAAUAAUAAAACUGCUUAGCUUGUCCUGCAUGACACUGGGACAGUAACACUGCCAGCAGGAAGUCAGCUGGCAUGGUCCAGAGAUUGGAUGAUGGAAUUCUGUCAACCAACACUUACAGAUUCUGUCAUUAACAAAAUUGACAUAUGAUUCAGGCUGGAAACUUCACACUUUGUUAGCUUGUCCUACAUGACAUUGAGCUGGUAAUGUCAACAAAGUUAUAGAAUCUCACGUUCAUACACAUCCUGAAGAAGUCAAAAGAAGCAGUAAACAUAAAAUAGCUUAAGUAUUCAAUAACCGAAGCCUGAAAACCAAGUUAGCAUGCAGCAGUACUGACUGUAACAAAGCACAGGGAAUUCUGGAGACACCACAUAUAUAGAGUGAACAUACGUUACACUAAUCCUAUUUGACGGGAAAAGCAUCCAAUUCUUCUGCCUGAGCGCAUGCAUGAUGUAACCUAACUAUACUUAGAGGCUUAGUACAUUAAAUAACUGAAAAGCUGCAGUAACUUAACUCAGAAUCCAAAUUACAAAUUCUGAACUGAACUGAAAAAAUGUACUGGAAUUAAAAUAUUUGUAGCGGCUUGAGCACCUGUAGAAAUCCAGUCAGCAAUUGGUUAUGUUUACAACUAUAACUUGACUCUGACACUACGAUCUUGGCCAUGUAGGAUUCCGUCCAGUCAAUGAGUUCAUGUGAAGGCAAAAUGCUACAUAGGUAAUGAGCCCAUAGAACUGCAAAUGGGAAGAGGGGUUAAGAAAAGAUGUUUAUUGUAGUAUGUCAGGAAAGCUAAAAAUAAAUCUUCGAUAUAUCCAGAGAAGAUUGUGGCCCUUCCUCCAAUCUGCUCACACAACAGUGUACUAUGUUUUAUCAUGAACCCAGGAAAUCUGGUUCACUCCUAUUGGGUAAUGUUUAAAUAAUCCUUUUAUGUAGAUAAAAACUGAUAAUUUUCUGGGACUUGCUCAGUUGCACAGCACUCUGCAACAAUAUUGACUAUCCUGAGGUCUUUCGAUUAUUUCCACAAUCACUGCAGGCAAAUUCCAGUGAAGUAUCUCAAUUAGGCCACAAUCGCAUCCUUACAAAUAUAUUUCAAUUCACCUCUCUCACUCAUCCCGAUAUUCAAGACACUAUGCUCUGAGGUAAUGAGAACAUCGUACAACAAACCACUAAGGAAAAUGAGACUCUUAAGUUACUCUCUUACAUUAUUGUUCACAUCAAGUUGAAUAAUCCAUAUUAUUUAGCACACUGAGGCCUGAAAUUCCUCUAAAUAAUAUUAUUGUGUUUCUACCUGACAUAAAACAUGUCACCUCUCUAUUACAAAGAUCAGUUUCUUGAUGCAGUUUAGGGACGUAAUCUCUUGUGUAUUCUGAGACUCACAUAAAACAUAUAAAUAUGCUAUGUGGGCAAAACAUCGGGUUCUGCAUGUUAAAGAAUGUGGUGCAUUUUGUUACCACUCUUUUUAAGGAUGAUGUAUGGUAUUUCUGACAUAUUACAUACAAUGUAAAUAUAAACCUAGUCAACAGAUGUGACAACAAACUGGUAUUACUUAGAUGUUCCAAAGCAUAAUGCUUCAAGCAACAAUAUUUGGAACUCAUUAGCAAGCAGAUGAUCCAUAAGGCUGACAUAUAACCUUGUAAACUUUACAAGGGACUUUUGGACACUGUUUUCUAAGCAAUAAAUACUCAGAAUCACUGCCCACUGAGUAACUACUGUUACUAAACAAGUGAUACUCAAGGGGCUUUGCCCUAUCCUAUGUAGAGGGUGGAUGUUAUUUAUCAAUUAUAUCCUUAUUUUUGAAUCUUUUUAAUAAACAAAUUUUUUUUUAAUGUUUUUGCUGAAGGUGAGUUAUAUCUGGUAGCAUAUGACGUGAUCGUGAUUUUCAUUUGAGUAAAACCAUGACAACUCAAGGUUCCAAAUAAUUAAAUUUAGAUUGCAAUUUCAUUUUUAUCACAUUUUACAACAUUGUAAAAUAUACAGACAUUUUGUCUCUUUUGUACAGCUGUACUUAACAAUUACUGUAUUUUGAUGCUAUGAAUAAAAAACAUUGUGAUAUUUAAUUAAGGAUAAGGGACAUGUGAAACCGUGCAUAAUUUAUCCAUUUGUCAUGCCUUGAGAGCUAGUACAGAAUUGGAAUAAAAGGUCAUU